CCGCCAUUGGCUGGGGCCCCAUCUUAGGUCAGAUCAAGUUCCCUUGCGGGCUCCCCCCAGCCUCCUCCGAAGUGACAAGCAGGGCCGCCUACGUAGGUACUUCAUCCGGUCCCCGCAGAGCUGAACUCCCAGCUUUUAAUCCUCCAAGCCCAUUCUCAUUCACCUCCACACAACCAUCAAUCAAAAUUCUACCACAUCUCCAUCACCCUUAGAGACAAUGUCCACUCGCAAGAGGAAGCAGGAGGAGGAGGAGCUUGUUGCCCUCCCAAGUGACGAAUCUGACGAGGAAGAGGAAUACGCCGAAUCUGAAGGCUCCGACUUUGGCGAAGAGGAUUCUGAUGAGGACCCUCCACCAAAGAAGAAGACCAAGCGCACUGCAUCCAAGGGCGGAGAAGAUGACGGAGAGGAGGACGAGGAGGAGGACGACCUCGAAGACGAAGACGAGGAAGACGAUGCCCCGGAGCCCGUGCCCGAGGGCGACGAAGAAGAUGAGGAUGCCAACCCAACGGGCAAAAAGCCGGCUGGUGCUGAGAAGGACCGGAAAGUCAAGACCACCAGUCAAGCCGACCCAGUCCCUGUUGUUGAUGACGAUGACGAGGAUGAAGAAGAGUAAUGUGUCGCUGACGGAAUCCCCGUACGCAGUACCGUCUCUGCUUCGCAG
Cucurbitaria berberidis CBS 394.84 is the source of this 661-nucleotide messenger RNA. RefSeq lists its product as uncharacterized. The record is from RefSeq and is a predicted model, not a curated record. NCBI's taxonomy places the organism in Eukaryota, Fungi, Ascomycota, Dothideomycetes, Pleosporales, Cucurbitariaceae. The transcript has 3 exons. The coding region runs from base 218 to 613 and encodes 131 amino acids.